AUGAUUUUCUUCUUAUUUAAGAGACUUGACGUUCAAAAUGAAUGUCAAGUCAUGAUUUUCUCCUUAUUUAAGAGACUUGACGUUCAAAAUGAAUGUCAAGUCAUGAUUUUCUCUUUAUUUAAGAGACUUGACGUUCAAAAUGAAUGUCAAGUCAUGAUUUUCUCUUUAUUUAAGAGACUUGACGUUCAAAAUGAAUGUCAAGUCAUGAUUUUCUCCUUAUUUAAGAGACUUGACGUUCAAAAUGAAUGUUGCUUCAUGAUUUUCUCCUUAUUUAAGAGACUUGACGUUCAAAAUGAAUGUCAAGUCAUGAUUUUCUCUUUAUUUAAGAGACUUGACGUUCAAAAUGAAUGUCAAGUCAUGAUUUUCUCUUUAUUUAAGAGACUUGACGUUCAAAAUGAAUGUCAAGUCAUGAUUUUCUCCUUAUUUAAGAGACUUGACGUUCAAAAUGAAUGUUGCUUCAUGAUUUUCUCCUUAUUUAAGAGACUUGACGUUCAAAAUGAAUGUCAAGUCAUGAUUUUCUUCUUAUUUAAGAGACUUGACGUUCAAAAUGAAUGUCAAGUCAUGAUUUUCUCCUUAUUUAAGAGACUUGACGUUCAAAAUGAAUGUUGCUUCAUGAUUUUCUCCUUAUUUAAGAGACUUGACGUUCAAAAUGAAUGUCAAGUCAUGAUUUUCUUCUUAUUUAAGAGACUUGACGUUCAAAAUGAAUGUCAAGUCAUGAUUUUCUCUUUAUUUAAGAGACUUGACGUUCAAAAUGAAUGUCAAGUCAUGAUUUUCUCUUUAUUUAAGAGACUUGACGUUCAAAAUGAAUGUCAAGUCAUGAUUUUCUCCUUAUUUAAGAGACUUGACGUUCAAAAUGAAUGUUGCUUCAUGAUUUUCUCCUUAUUUAAGAGACUUGACGUUCAAAAUGAAUGUCAAGUCAUGAUUUUCUUCUUAUUUAAGAGACUUGACGUUCAAAAUGAAUGUCAAGUCAUGAUUUUCUCCUUAUUUAAGAGACUUGACGUUCAAAAUGAAUGUUGCUUCAUGAUUUUCUCCUUAUUUAAGAGACUUGACGUUCAAAAUGAAUGUCAAGUCAUGAUUUUCUUCUUAUUUAAGAGACUUGACGUUCAAAAUGAAUGUCAAGUCAUGAUUUUCUCUUUAUUUAAGAGACUUGACGUUCAAAAUGAAUGUCAAGUCAUGAUUUUCUCUUUAUUUAAGAGACUUGACGUUCAAAAUGAAUGUCAAGUCAUGAUUUUCUCCUUAUUUAAGAGACUUGACGUUCAAAAUGAAUGUUGCUUCAUGAUUUUCUCCUUAUUUAAGAGACUUGACGUUCAAAAUGAAUGUCAAGUCAUGAUUUUCUUCUUAUUUAAGAGACUUGACGUUCAAAAUGAAUGUCAAGUCAUGAUUUUCUCCUUAUUUAAGAGACUUGACGUUCAAAAUGAAUGUUGCUUCAUGAUUUUCUCCUUAUUUAAGAGACUUGACGUUCAAAAUGAAUGUCAAGUCAUGAUUUUCUUCUUAUUUAAGAGACUUGACGUUCAAAAUGAAUGUCAAGUCAUGAUUUUCUCCUUAUUUAAGAGACUUGACGUUCAAAAUGAAUGUCAAGUCAUGAUUUUCUUCUUAUUUAAGAGACUUGACGUUCAAAAUGAAUGUCAAGUCAUGAUUUUCUCUUUAUUUAAGAGACUUGACGUUCAAAAUGAAUGUCAAGUCAUGAUUUUCUCUUUAUUUAAGAGACUUGACGUUCAAAAUGAAUGUCAAGUCAUGAUUUUCUCCUAA
Chironomus riparius is the source of this 1749-nucleotide messenger RNA. NCBI's taxonomy places the organism in Eukaryota, Metazoa, Arthropoda, Insecta, Diptera, Chironomidae. The record is from the annotation of a GenBank genome assembly.